Messenger RNA from Zootoca vivipara (common lizard), 6624 nucleotides. The record is from RefSeq and is a predicted model, not a curated record. NCBI's taxonomy places the organism in Eukaryota, Metazoa, Chordata, Lepidosauria, Squamata, Lacertidae.
AUCAGAGUAGACCCAUUGAAAUUAAUGGAUCUGUUACUUAAGUCAAUUUGAGUGGGUCUACUCUGAGAAUGACUAACCUUGGCUAUCCUCUGUUUUAUACAAGCAGAUCACAAUAGAGAAGGGACUUUGAGCCGUAAAUGAUAGUUGCACCAGUUAUACCCAAUCCUGGUUAAGGACAAUUAAAAACAGAGUUUUGGAAUUUUAAAAGGGGUUUGCUUCCUGUCCAGACAUAAGCCAUGAUGGGGCCCUUUCCUCAUUUUUGGCACCACAACUUCCAAAUGGAUGUUGAGCAGGCAUGUACUUAAUAGUGAAUGUAAGAAUUUGCACAAACUUGCCUACAUUCCCCACUCCUCGCUGCCUUUUGCCUUUAUUUCUAGGUUUAUUGGAAGGUGAUGGUACAGAACAGUGCUUUAACCCAUCUUGCUGACUGAAGCUGCUAAAUUCAGACUUUUUAAAAAUUAUAUCUUCUGAAUCCUCCACUGUGUUGCAAAUCAGAACUCACACUUUUUAACGUAAGCAUAAUUCAGCCUUUUGGUUGUCUUUGAUGCUGUGAAGUUUGAAUGCCUCUUUGAAAAGGCAAAAAAAGAAGGGGGAAAAAAGCUCUAACUUUGAUCUCUCUCUUUUGUCUCCCUGCUCUCUUCCUUCCACAGCUGUUACAUUUGGAAAGUGAACCCCUCCCACCCCCUGCCUCUCAGGCAGCUUUUAUGCCUUUCUUAGUGGGGUGUUCGCUGAGUCUCAAAAGGCUGAGCAAAGUGGCUGCUCAGUUAACUCUGUGCCUGCUGUUUAGUUAGAAUGCCUGGAUUGGUGGUGCUGCUGGUUCUAAGAUUUGGGAGCCAAGAUGCUCCUGCAGGCAAGAUGCUCACAGUGCCCCCCCCCCGCAAAAAAAAUCCUUGUUGUGUGCUCAACUCACCAUCCUUGCCAUAACAACAACAACAGUAGAAAUUGGAGUUCUUGGUAAAGUCCAGAAGUAAACGAAAAAUUACAAGAACUCGGGCCAGAAAGGAUAAUUUCAAAAAAUCUUCACAAAGUUUUAUUCAGGAUAACUUCCAGUAAAUAUCAACUUCUGUAUGUUUGUUUAUUUGAAUCAACAUUGACAGACUCCUUCUCCAACAGGAGUCCAAAUUUAUUCAUCUUUUCAACACUUUACAUCCAGGGGGCUUGAACAAUAGUCUAGACUUCACAUCAUUCCUAUAAUCGAAUUUGUACUUUGUAACAACAUUGAACCUAGUUAUGUCCAUAUGCCUUUAAAUUAUCUCAACACUUUUAGUACGCCUAAAUGCAAUACUGUCUCUUUAAUUUUGCUGCAACCUCGUUUCCUCUAUCAUUUAAGUGCUGCAAACAAUUUGAGUUAGCAAAGCAAACAUACUUGGUACACUUAGACCUGAGAAACCUCGGUUUUGCAGGCCAGUCGAAAUCUAUUUCGGCAUGAAGCAGUAUAUAAAUGGAAUAACAACAGCAGCAAGAACUACUGUGCCAUUGUACUUCAGGCUCCCUCCAGCUGUUGUGCAAGCUUACAUCCAGUUAUGUAGCAAACCUGGAAUUGCUAUCAGCAGUGGUACUGCCUCCUGAAUCAGGGAUUGGAGAACUGGGUCAACCGAUAACAAAAUGGAUUUCAAUAUAGACAAAUGUAAGCCUACACACUUAGGCAGGAAGAACCAUUUGCACAAAUAUAAGACGGGGACACCUGGCUUGCCAGUAGUACAUGUGAAAAGGAUCUAGGUGUCUUAGCUUAAGAUGAGUCCACAGUGUGAUGCAGCAGCAAAAUACCCUAAUGCUAUUCUAGGCUGCAACAACAGAAGUAUAGUGUCUGCUCUAUUCUGCCUUGGUCAGAUCACACCUGGAGUUACUGUGUCCAGUUCUGGGCACUACAAUUUAAGAAGGAUCUUGACAAGCUAGAACAUGUGCAGAGGAGGCUGACCAAGAUGAUCAAGGGUUUGGAAGCCAUGCCUUAUGAGGAAUGGUUGAGGAAGUUGGGUACGUUCAGCCUAAGAAAGAGGAGCCUGAGAGGAGAUGUGAUAGCUAUCUUCAAAUAUCUAAAGGGCUGCAACAUGGAGGAUGGAGCAAACUAAGACCAAAACCAAUGGAAUCAAGCAUUGGUAUGAACAACUCCAUCACCUCUGGGCUAGUGGUUGGCCAAUGCCGGCUCAAUGACCCCGUGCAGUUCAUCCUGGUGCCGGCCGUCUACUGCCUUGUGUUGUGUGUGGGACUCCCAGGCAACGUGGCGGCCUUGCUGGUCUUCUUACAGAGUGGACGGGUUAGGAAGGCUAUCCGCAUCUACCUCAUCAACCUGACACUGGCGGACAUCUUCUUCAACCUCACUCUGCCAUUCUGGAUCCCUUACUAUCUGGCUGAGGGGCAUUGGGAGCUGCCGGAGGCCUUCUGCCGCUUGGCUGGAGCCACUUACUACUUGGCUACCUACAGUGCUAUGGCCUUCAUGACGCUCAUCAGCCUGAACCGCUACUGUACCAUUGCCAAGCUGGAGAUGGCUUUGAACAGGCCCCUGGGGGCGCUAGUGGGCUGUGCUGUGGCAUGGCUGCUGUGCUUUGCCUGCGCAGUCCCCUCUUUGCUGACCCAGCAGACCUACCAGGUGGAAGCGAUUAGCAUGAAAUGCUUUGAACAACACUCAGGGAGGAGGAGUUAUGCCUGCGCCAUGGUGGUUCUGUUUGCGGCCUCCUUCCUGGUUGUGUUAGGGGCCUACAUGUCCAUCAUGAGAUCUCUCUCGGCCUCAGCCGGCACCUGCCAAGGUGGGCACCGCCGGCGGGCACGUGCCAUGGUCCUGGGCAUGCUGCUGGUAUUUGUGGUCUGUGUGGCACCCUACCAUCUUUCUCUGGUUCCCUGGGUGGCCGACCGCAUGGCCAGUUCCUUCUGCAGCCCUCCGUCUUUCUUGGACAACCUGCACAUGCUGAGUGUGGCUCUGUUGAGCCUCAACAGCUGCAUUGACCCCCUCAUCUAUUGCUUCUCUAUCAAACGCUUCCGGACUGAUUUGUGGAUGAUGGUGCGGAAGGUCGCACGCUGCCUCCCACUCCCCUCAGCGCUGCCGCCGCCGCCACCGGAAAACAGAUCUCCACCCAAUAUUCGGUCAUCAUCUCUAACUUCUUCAUAGCUGGAGUGAAGGUCCUUCAGAUGGAACUCAAGCUCCCUCUCCAUCAUUUGGACUUGAUUUUGAAUUUGAUGUUGCCUACAGACCUCUUUUUGACCAGAUUGUGGCUUGCAAAUACCAACCACACUGUUCCAGUAAGAACAGUUUCCCUGUCUAUCAUCCACAUGGAAUUCAUGAGGUUGAAAGGGGGGUGGAUUGGCAGAGCUUAUACAACCAGGUUUUUCCAAGCAUGGUCAAAUCAAGUGAUCCACAACUGGUGCAGCGGCAAAGCACAAUUUUAAAAGGAUCACACAGAAAUGGCUGGAAUUGGGAAUAGACAGUGAAUUACCUGUCCAUAGCUGUAAAGCGCCAGUUAAUAGGUUAUUUUCCUGGAUGGCUUCAUCAUUUUAGUUCAGUGGUAUGCAACCUUCAGCCUGCAGGCCUAAACAGGCCUUAUCAGAUUUCCCCAUUUGGCCUGCAAGGCUGUUUUGCCCAAGCCCCACCAACAUGCCUGAUGCCCAUCUGAUACCAUAUGUCAGGGCUGGGGAACCUCUAAACCUUCAAAUGUGGUCGGUUGCCAAUUCUCAUCAGCCUCAGCAAUAAUGGUCAAUGGUUAGGGAUGGUGGGAGUUGUAGUCCAGCAACAACAUCUGGAGGGCCACAGGUUCCCCAAUCUUGUCAUAGAGGCAUGGGAUAAAUAAAGAUGCAGCUGAGGUUGUUGUUUUUGUUGUUGUUGCAGGAAGUGAUGAUCAGCUGAUCAGUGGUACUUGCAAAUCCCUGCACACUGACCUCCACAUGCACCAACCCUCAGCGAUUGUUGGGGCUUUCAACGUGCUGUUUGUGGGACUUUGGAAGCCCUGUGCCUUUGCCUCCACCGUUGAAACUAUGCAGGCAGAAAUGGAUCACGUGUUGUUCUGAUGUCAGAUGAUUGACAGGUGGGUGGCCCCAGGCACCUGUCAGAUUUGACCCAUGAGGAAUGAGGGGGAUAAGAAUCUGGUGGCUGGAACCAAUGUCCCAACCCCUGUUUUAGGUUAGAAGUUGGCAAACAGGGGGACGAUGACAAUGUGCCAACUCUUAUGGUUCAGGGUGUUCCAGAUGCUGACAUAGGAACAUAAGAAAAGCCUGCUGGACUCUAUACCGAUUGCCCAUCUAGUCCAGCAUCCUGUUCUCAACCCGAUGCCCCCAAGGGAAGCAUGCAAGCAGGACCUGAGGACAGGUACCCUCUCCCUUCCUGUAUUUCCAGCAACUGGCCUUCAGAGGCGGAGUGGAGGCAGAACAUACUCCCUGUGACUAGUAGCCCUUGGUAGUCUUAUCCUCCAUGACUUGGCCUAAUAAUGGAGGUCCUGCACCCCUGAAGUGGAGGGCUGUCCUGCAGGACACAAGGCCACCCUCCAGUUCCCCCCUCUCCCUUUACAUAAGCGUCCUUUUACUGUUCACAGACAUUGCUCAAUGAAGCACCUCCUCCUGUACAUCGCAUCAUCUCUGCCUGAGUCAGCUUCUCCUGUUUCUUCAGCCUCCCCAGUGUAGGCUUCUUGCUUCCCUCCCCACAACCUGCUUACCUGCUUUGACUUUUGGAAAUGAACUCCAGCUUGCUUUGCUGGCUUUCAGUGGUGCGUCACCCACCAAGCAUCUGCCUUGGCUUGGCCCACUCUCUGAAGGAAGGCCAGACUAAAACUUGUCGGUGCUUCACAGAUUGAAAAUGUAGAAAGGACCGAGACAUUGUCUUGGCUUGCUGUAUGUAGAGUUGUCAGCUUUUUAAACACACCCUUGUUGCUGUGCCUUUAAUCUCAGACCAGAUCACUGCCACAGGUUUUACCCGGACAUUCCCGUGACCUCCUGACUGAGCCUCCUCUCUUAAUUACUGUGUCGUUUUAAUGAGAUUGCUUUAUCGCCUGUUUUAUUUAUUUAUUUAUCAUUCCAUUUCUAUCCCGCCAUUCCCCCCCCCCAAGGACUCAAGGUGGUGUACAUCAUUCUCCCCCUCCCCAUUUUAUCCUUGAGAACAACCCUGCGAGGUAGGUUAGGCUGAGAGACAGUGAUGAGCUGAAAAGUCACCCAGUGUGCUUCAAUCACUGAAUGGGGAUUUUUGAAGCCUGGUCAGCCAAGUCCUAAUCCGAUGCUGUAACCACUAUGCAACACUGUCUAUGCAUGUUUCUAUUCCAAGGUUUUGACUGGUUUUCAUAUUUUAGAGUUUGAAUUGAUUUGUGUACUUGUAAACCACCAAGAAGCCUAUUUUGACAUUAACCAGUAUAUAACGUAAUCAUAACUGCGAAAAAAUGCAAUUGCUGGAGCUCCUGCUACUAUUAAAGGCACAGCUACAGGGAAUAGUUGAAAAGCUGGCAACUCUGGCUGUAGAUAUCCACUUUUUUUGGCAACAGACAGAUGUGUGCUGGCUUCUGAAGCAGGAGGUGGCAGUAAACUGACCAUGAGCACAUUUUCUCCCCCCCCCCUUUAAAAAAGCAUCAAUGAAAACAGGGGCAAGAUAUAGCCAGGGACACGUCGUACCAGUGAAUAAACACUUUCCCACACCAAUGGGGACAGUCGGUGGGUGGGUGUGUACACCUUAGGGUGGCCAUUUAUCCAUUACCAAAAAAGAAAGAAAGAAAGAAAGAAAAAGAGGAUACAGAUUUGCAUAAAAUUUGCAUGUGCUAAUUUAUAUGUACAGAUGCAAACUUAGAAAUGAUUACUGUAAUUUAAAUAGAAAUACAGUUCAUCUCUCCAUUGUAGGGAAGACUGUGACCAGGUGUCCUCUGUGCCUGCCUGCUCAGUCUGUUGUCCAAAUGCUGAUGGUGGUGGUUGGCCAACUCUGAGGCCUCUCUUGCUCUCCCUCCUUAUGGUUCUUGUAUCAUUAAAUCAUUCCUGGACUGGACACCCCUUCCAUUAAAGCAGUAGUCUUCAUUUGGGGACCUGUUUCCUAAUUCUGUACCGUCUAUUUGCUCGAUGCUGCUGCUGCUGCUGCUGCUGCUGCUGUGACCCACCUGAGAUCAGGCCAUGUCCCACCAGCUGAAGACCAAUGAAACAGAGGACGGUUUUCAAACAGACAACUGGCAGCCCUUCCAAUGGAGGACCGUCCUCUGUAAAGCUGGACAUGUGAGCCACCCUGAUCCCAUAGAAGAACACGGGACUUCUCCAGUGCCUGAUUUUGUUUGUUUAUUUUGGCCUUUUGAACAGUUCUCCAUAACGUCUACAGUGCCAACCAUCUUUCCUCAAGCCAGUGGCAGACAUACUUCCCUUUCACCACCUAGGAGAAAGGCCACUGUUCAGUGGUUAAACACCUGUUUUGAAGGCAGGAGUCCCCAGCUUCAACCCCCGGCAUCUCCAGGUGGAGCUGGGAGGGAACCCAGCCUGAAAUCAAAGCCAGUCAACAAAGACAAACGCUGAGCUAGAUGGACCCAUGGUCUGAUUCAGUAUAAGGCAGCUUAUUACGUCCCUAUAAAAUUCAUAUAACAAAACCAGAGAGCCACGAUGUCAAAGGUUGACCAGGCCCCUCAGCAUGCCUCCCAAGCAAUGCUCUGGGCCUGGAGUAAUCGAACAGUAAUUAUUUUAAUU